This is a messenger RNA of Aureobasidium melanogenum CBS 110374, 978 nucleotides long. RefSeq lists its product as uncharacterized. Gene Ontology annotation, biological process: positive regulation of DNA-templated transcription; regulation of transcription by RNA polymerase II. Lineage: Eukaryota; Fungi; Ascomycota; Dothideomycetes; Dothideales; Saccotheciaceae. Gene Ontology annotation, cellular component: SAGA complex; DUBm complex. Gene Ontology annotation, molecular function: transcription coactivator activity. The record is from RefSeq and is a predicted model, not a curated record. The coding region runs from base 1 to 978 and encodes 325 amino acids. The transcript is spliced from 2 exons.
AUGUCUUCGGAUCAGGAUGCGAAAGUCGACCUUGGGUCUUUGACUCAAAGUAUCAUCAAUGACUGCUUGUACACCGUCAUCCAUGAUCUGGUCCUCCAGACCCAUCGCCGCGAGAAACUACUUCUACGAACUGUAGACCCUACGACGGGACUGCCAAUCUGUCCGUCAUGCAAUCUCCCACGACUUCUGGACCCUCCUCUAGCGAAUGCGAACCCUCCCAAGAAGAUACAAUACUGCACACAUAUUCCCUGGUCAACGCGACCUGGUCACGAUAUCUAUGGCAACCCAUUCCCAGUGGCUGGCAGCGACAAGCCACCAACCAAGAAGGAGCGCGAAAGGAUGAAGGCCGAAUCAAACGCUUCCAAGGAGAACGGCACCGCACCUCCGUCGCCUUCGGCAGAACAACCCAACACUGGCGGUCCUGUUGACAAGAAGGCUGCAAAGGUCGGCGAAAGACUCAAGGGUGGCACAUACAUCCCUUGGCAUACAUGUCCGUCUUGCAAGCGAAGUCUGCUUAUCACGCGCUUUGCCCAACACUUGGAGAAGUGUCUCGGAAUUGGAGGCAGAGGUGCUAGAGCUGCUCGUCUCAACAACGCGAACGGAGCAUCUCCGCUGGGUAGCAGAGGUGGUACACCGACACCAAACUCACGUGGCUCAAAGAAUGGAGACGAAGACGAGGACGAAGACGACGACAAGUCUGGAGGUGUACGGAAGAAGGUACUCAAGAGGGGGCUCAAAGAAAGCAUGAAGAAGGAUGUAAAGGGCUCCAAACUUGGAAAGCGCCCCGGCAAGUCAGAUUCAAAGACGGACAAGAGAGAAAGAGACGAGCUUGGAGACGAUGAAGACAAUACGCCGCUACGCAAAAGGAUGAAGCUACAGAGAGUUGGCAGUACAGCAAGCUUACAGACCAGCAUUGCUGGUGAAGAAAGUGUCGACGGAAGCUUUGUUGACGACAACGACAGCGCGGGCGAUGAUUGA